Molecule: messenger RNA, 1173 nt
Organism: Trifolium pratense (red clover)
Lineage: Eukaryota; Viridiplantae; Streptophyta; Magnoliopsida; Fabales; Fabaceae
Product: zinc finger protein 1-like
Exons: 1
Coding region: 290-1009 (239 amino acids)
Biological process (GO): negative regulation of abscisic acid-activated signaling pathway
Source: RefSeq, a predicted model, not a curated record
AGUAUCAAUACAAUAUGUUCAUAUCUAACUAGUAUGCAAUACAAUUCUCUCUCUCUCUCUCUCUCUCUCUCUCUCUCACUCACUCACAAAAAUGGAUGUCUUAAUUUUUAGGUCUCUCUAUAUUAAGACCUUGUAACUGUAAAAUAGUGCUAUAUCUAUUUCUAUACAUAAGCACAAAGCAUUUAUUGUUGUUACAACACAUUUACAACAAACUUCAUCUUUCUUGCAGUUAAACCAAACUUUGAUAACUACAAUACUAAUUUUGUACUUGCAUUAUAUUUCUUUGCACAUGAAUCACCUAAAUCCAAAAUCAUAUCCAUCUGAAAAUUUGAACUUUCCAUACCUAGAAACUUCUAUGGAUACAAAACACAAAAAUGAAUCAUCUCCUCAACUUGUACUUGAUCUAAGUCUCUCUUGCAAAGAUUCUUGUGAUGAUGAAUCAAAGCAAGAACUCAACCUUCUUAAUUGUUUCCAUGCAAAUUUAUCUGAAAGCUCCUCGGAAUCUAGUCUUGAUCCAAAUGAACUUGAUCCAAGAGUUUUCUCAUGCAACUAUUGUCAGAGAAAAUUUUAUAGUUCUCAAGCACUCGGAGGACACCAGAAUGCACAUAAGCGCGAAAGAACUUUAGCACGAAGAGGCUAUACAACUAGCAUGCCUUCUUCUAUGUCUUCUUAUGGCUUAUGCAACAAAUCACUUGGCAUUCAAGUGCAUUCUAUGAUUAACAAACCUUCUUACCAAAAACCCUUUUUUGGAUUUUGUUCAAAUGGCCAAAAUGGUUGGAAAAGACAGAAUUUUGAUUCACAACCAGCAAUUAGAAAACUUCCAUCUGGAAAUUUUCAUGUGAGGAAUGAAACUGAACCUUCCUUUGGUAGUAGCAUUUCAAAGGUAGCAAUGUUUCCUAAAGGGUUGGUGAAUGAAGGAUUUGGAAGUUACUUAUUGGAUAAAAGCACUUCUCAUUUGAAGUCUAAACAAGAGAAGUUGAAGAAUCUUGACUUAUCUCUUAAGCUCUAAGUAGUUUCAUAACACUGUUUAUUUUCAUCAUUGGCCAAAGAUCUUCCAACUUUUUUUCUUCUUUUAUAUAUCCUCAUGUAUCUCUUCUUUUAUCCUCAUAAUUAACACAGUUCAUGUUUUGCUAUUAUAUAUUUUCUUUAUGUUAUGUCAUAAAAAUAAAUGUU